AUGCGACGUAGACCUCCAACACCAAACGAAAGCGUCGGCUCUCGCUCAGUCUCGGGUACCGUCAUGACACCUCAUUCUCAACGUUCUGGUUCAGGACAUGGCACUACUCUUGUUAAUCUUGAUGUCUUCAUACAUCGAGCAAACAUUGGACACGAUAUUAGUCCAACUGAUGAAGAUUUGAUCGUACUUUUUCGUCGUAAUAGUAAAGAAGUCACGUCCGAACCUGCACCUUGGAGUAUUGAUCAUUGUGCCGUAUGGAAUCAGCACGUUGGUAUUCAAACGUCGCUACUUCGACAGAAAACGCCUUAUCCACUUGGAACGGCUACUGAAUUUCUCAAAAAAGAGUAUGAAAUUGUUCUCGUUGCGCUACCCAGUCAUUCAGCUGUUGCUCUCUUUUCGAUCGACUUUGCAUCACUCGUUCAACUCAAUGCUAGUGCAUUAGAUCAUCACAAAUCAUUUCGUAUCUCUCCAAUAAAGUGUCGAGACUUGGCAGCCACACUCGAGCUUGACAUUACGUGGGAAUUACAAACAAAUGCUGCAGCAAAUGUUAUGCAUUCCAGUGCUCAUUCUUACUCACCUGGAUUGAAUGGCUUGCCACCAUCAUCUCCAUUACCAGGUACUACCUCUCAAUCCAUCUUGGCACAAUCAUCCAAGUCUCAAGCUCUACAUACUCGAGAUCUAUCUAGAUCUCGACGUACUGUAAAUGACACAAUGUCAGUCUCAAUACGACGUACAAAUACCAGUUUUAGCUCAGCUGGAAGUGAUCGUGAAUUGCUUGAAGAGUUGACAUCUUCAAAUUGUAAUAGCUGUCGAUCUGCCAAGCGUCGACUCGAUCGUAAGGAAGUUCAGGUGUUGCAGCUCGAGUCUUUCUUAAAAGAAUCACAAAAACGUAUUGAUGCACUGUGUACUGAGAAUGAUGAAUUGAUCGUUCGAGAAAAAGCUGAGACGCGACAUGCUGCUCAGCAGCGUAUUUUAACGCUGCGUUUGCUUCAGGAACUUGAAGCUACUGUACAGCUUUGCGUCGACCAAAUGCAGAUACAAGGGUCGACUUUACUCCCGCAGAAAGAAUUAAUUGAACGUGUGAAAAAACUGCAUGAAGAAACUGAUCCACUUCAUGAAGAUUCUGAAAAUUUCCAGCGCUCACAUUCGUCCCAAGCGUCUCUAGGAUCAACUUUUGAUUUUCGUGCAGAGACAGAGGCGGCAUUGCAACGUAACCAACGAUUGCAGCAGCAACUUGAAUUCCUAAGUCGCUCAAUGGAUUAUGACAACGAACAUGCUGAUGAUCUCACCCGAUAUCACCGUGCGGCUACAGACGCAUCGGGUACUACUAUUUCAUCGGCUCAUAGUGAAAGCGUUGCGGUAGAAUGUGAACCUCGACCAAUAGCAUUGACAAUGACUCAGCAGCUUAAUAAUCUCGAACGAGAAAACUUUAAGCUACGCGCUGAGCUUGAGGGUGCUUUAGCUAAUGCUGCACGGGCAUUUAAGAAACAAGCAGUAGGUUAUCAGUCAAGUUUCUCAACAGCGCUUUCUUUAACGGCCGAAAUUUCAGAGACAGCAAGUUCAUCGAGUCGUGAUGAUAUUGACGAACCCGAAAUUGAAGACGCUGGACUACUUUCUCGUAUUCGCGAGCAACAUGAGCUGGAAGCUGGACGAUCAGCAGCUCUUAAGUCGGAGCUAGAGGAGGCAAAAAACGAGAUUAAUAAGCUGAAGAGUCAACUAGAAAAAGCUCAAGAAGAACGGCUGGCUAAAGAGGAGAAGGAGCCAUCCCAAGCUCCAGGGUUUUUGGACAAGAUUUAUGCGGACGUUGGUAAAGCCAAAUUGGUGCUUGAAGAUCGAGUAAAUCAGCUUGAUGAGCUGCUGACGAGUGCGACAGAUGAAAAUGGUCGACUUCGUAGUCAGAUUGAGGAUCUUCAAAAGCAGCAGAAUAGCAAUGUUGAUAACGUUUCUAUCGCAAAAAAAGAUAGUUACAUUGCUGACAUUGAGCGACGAUUGAAAGAACGGGAAGACGACAUUCAGACGAAGACACAGGAGCUUUUAGAAUGUAAGCAGCAGCUUCAAGAUGCUGCAACUCGAGCUCGUGCUCUUGAAAGUGCCGAGUUGACGCUCGAGAAGGAAGUUGCAGCCUUACGUCGUUCGCAGCAAAUAGCACGAGAGAAAAAGUCCGUGGCUCCAAGCCCCCAGAGCGCUGGUACUACCAAUGCAGUCGACAGCAUUAAUCACAAUGAGGGGCUCGCAGAGAUUCAGAAGCAGCUUAAGCUAUCAAAACAAGAAGUGAUGCAGCUUCGAUUUCGUAGCAACCAGUUUGAAAGCGUUAAUGAGCGUCUAGAAGAAGCGUUGAAGGAGAAGCGUACGUUAGAGGUCAAGUUGACGGCUUUAGAAGGUCAGCUCUUUGAGCAACGAAGUCGCACGCUAAAUACUGACAGUAGCAACUUUGCGGCUUCUUCACUUGAUGCCAAAAGUACAGCCAUGCUGACUGAUAUGCAACGUGAGCUUGAUCACAAAGCAGCUCAGUUAAUGAUCGCUGAACGGGAGGUUGAACAUCUGCGUGGGCAACUAAAUGACGUGGAACCGAGCAAUCCGGGUACGAUUGAGGAUCUGUCAGACAAGGUUAAACAGUUUGAGAACGAGAUUAUUCGACUAUGCCAGCGCAAUGACGACCAGUUGAAAAAAUUACAGAAACUAGGAGAUCGCGUGAGAGUCGCAGUUCGAGAACGUGAUGAGUUAGAGGAGAUUGUGCAGCAGAUAAUGACGGAGAUGUCGCUUUUGGAUAAGGACGUUCAGCUUACGACUGAAGAUAGUACUGAUAGUAUGCCAUCGACUCCUGCGGUAAUGGAAGAGAUGGAGGAAAAGUCACCAAUCUCGACAGAAACUACGGUGUCCAAACCUCUCGUUCAAACGGGUAAAAUCACUGACCGAUACGCUAACGCCGUUGCGAGCAGCCUCAGUGCAUCUCAUACACCAAACCCUCCACCACCAAGUGUGACUAGCAAUAAGGUGGCGCAGCUUAUGAAGAACUUUUCUACAUCCAAGUAA
This is a messenger RNA of Plasmopara halstedii, 3033 nucleotides long. RefSeq lists its product as uncharacterized. NCBI's taxonomy places the organism in Eukaryota, Oomycota, Peronosporomycetes, Peronosporales, Peronosporaceae. The record is from RefSeq and is a predicted model, not a curated record. The transcript has 3 exons. Bases 1 to 3033 code for a protein of 1010 amino acids.